This is a messenger RNA of Rotaria sordida, 417 nucleotides long. NCBI's taxonomy places the organism in Eukaryota, Metazoa, Rotifera, Eurotatoria, Philodinida, Philodinidae. The record is from the annotation of a GenBank genome assembly.
AUGCGAACUGCAAGAAUUCAUCCUUAUUAUGCAGCUGUUAGAAUAUCAUUAAAUCAUAUAGAAAAUAAUUCACGAUACUCUUUGACAUAUUUACUACGAACACUAAAUCGUCGUUUUUUAUUUUCAAUAAGCAUACUAAUGAUUAUUCUAAUUUGUGGCUUUGUUAUUCCACUAACAAUCAUUUUAAGUCAUGGCAAAAAAACAUAUCAAUCACCACCACCACCAACACGAACAACAACAGAUAGAAUUUUGGAUUCAACAAUAAAUACAACAGAAUUUGAUGAUUCAACAAUAAAUAUUGAUACAUCAAUGACUAACAUUGUUACUGAUAUUUAUUUGGUAUCAAAUAACACCUUGGAAAAUAAUGCUAAUAAUAGUAUCAUCUUGACAACUGGUACUGUCAUAAAUACUAAUUGA